This is a messenger RNA of Symbiodinium sp. CCMP2592, 348 nucleotides long. Lineage: Eukaryota; Dinophyceae; Suessiales; Symbiodiniaceae. The record is from the annotation of a GenBank genome assembly.
AUGAGCAGGCCUCCAGCAACACUGCGCAAGGUCGGGCGCGUGUUGGUGCUACUGGCUUUCUUCUUGGUGUGUCAGCGAGCGACGCAGACGGCGCGGGCUUUGCUUGGAGCGGGGGCCGUGCCGUUUCCAAGGUCGGUUCCUCCGGGAAUAUGGGCACAGAACUUGCUGGUCGCACGCAGGGCCAAGGCUGAUGGCACUUUGGGCCGUGGUGAGGCCGAAGACCAUGAAGACGUCAAGGGGCCUCUGCAACCUCGUGAAGACGAAGAUAAGGCCUCAGAGAAGGAUCAGGAUGAGGUGGAAGAGGCGACGACCGAGGCGUUCUUGCUGGUGAGGGCUUCACAGUUCUAG